AUGCUGGAGGAGCUGCUCAUCUUCACGCGCGGCGGCCUGAUCCUGUGGUCGUUGGCCGGCGGCGCCGCCGCCGCGCUGAAGGGCUCCCCGGUGGACGCCCUCGUGCGGUCCUUCCUCCUCGACGGCCGCUCCUCCCCCUCCGGGUUCGCGCACGGCCCGCACGCGCUCCGGUGGGCCUUCCACAACGCGCUCGGGCUCGUCUUCGUCGCCGUCUACCGCAAGGUGCUCCACCUCCUCUACGUCGACGACCUCCUCGCCGCCGUCGCCGCCGAGUUCGCGCGGAUCUACCACCCGCGCCGCGCGUCCUACGACGGGUUCGGGGAGCGGUUCCGGCAGCUCCACCUCGAGGCCGAGGCGCGCGCGGCACGUCCGGCCUCCGUCCCCGUGAAGCCCGGUCCUGCUCGGUCUGACGGCGUUCUCCUGCCCGAGUGUGGUGGUGGUGGUGGUGGUUGUGGCGAGAGUGAGACGGCGGGUGACGAGUCUGGGAAGGAUGACUCCGAUGGCGAGCAGGAGGAGCACAACUCGGUGGAUGGUACCUUCAAUGCUGUGGAAGAGAACUCUGACGCCGGCAACGGUGGCGAGGUUGUGAAAGGGGAAGAGCAAGGAGCUCCCAGCAAUGCUGCUGCUUUUGACAUGAGUAAGUUGCAACUUAUUUUCCGACCACACCAUAAGAUCAAGCCGAAUAAACCCGCACCCAGGGACAAGAAACCAGUGACAACCGAUAAGAGGAGGAGGAUUCCGGAUAACGUGCCUUCGGCCAAGGAUUUGGAUUUUUCAGACCCAGCUGACGCCAGAGGAGCUCCGGCGAUGAACCAGGCGGCGGUCAACCAGGGCAAGAGCGGGAUGGACCAGGAUGAAGCCACGAGGAGCAGCACAGCAAAGAGUGGCUGGUUCUCCUCAAUGUUCAGGAGCAUCGCAGGCGGCAACGCGGCCCUGGAGAUGUCUGACCUGCAACCUGCACUCAAAGCUCUGAAGGAUCGGCUGAUGACCAAGAACGUGGCGGAGGAGAUCGCGGAGAAGCUCUGCGAAUCGGUCGCAGCUAGCCUUGUAGGCAAGCAGCUCGGAUCCUUCACGCGGGUUUCCUCCUCUGUUCAGGCAGCUAUGGAAGAUGCUCUCGUUAGGAUUUUGACCCCGAGGCGAUCCAUUGACGUGCUGAGAGAUGUGCAUGCUGCCAAGCAGCGUGGCGCGCCGUACGUCAUCGUCUUCGUCGGGGUGAAUGGGGUCGGGAAAUCCACCAACCUCGCAAAGGUUGCUUAUUGGCUUCGGCAGCAUGACCUCACUGUCAUGCUGGCAGCGUGCGACACCUUCAGGUCUGGUGCUGUGGAGCAGCUGCGGACUCAUGCCCGCAGGCUUCAGAUUCCUAUUUUUGAGAAAGGAUAUGAAAGGGAUCCAGCUGUAGUGGCCAAGGGUGCGAUUCAGGAAGCCGCUCGGAACAAAACAGAUGUUGUUCUUGUUGACACCGCUGGGCGUAUGCAGGACAAUGAGCCACUCAUGAGAGCGCUCUCGAAGCUCAUCAACCUCAAUAAUCCGGACCUGGUUUUGUUUGUUGGAGAGGCGCUGGUGGGGAAUGACGCUGUUGAUCAGCUCACUAAGUUUAGUCAGAAGCUGACAGAUCUUUCCACUGCUCCAACUGCUAGAUCGAUUGAUGGCAUCCUGCUCACCAAGUUUGACACCAUUGACGACAAGGUUGGAGCAGCUCUUUCUAUGGUGUAUGUUUCUGGAGCUCCUGUCAUGUUUGUUGGCUGUGGUCAGUCGUACACCGACCUCAAGAAACUCAAUGUCAAAUCCAUCGUCAACACCCUCCUGGAGUGAACUCCGAUAGGCGCUGCUUUACUGAAUAAGAAUACCUUGCUCUACUUAAACCCCCUACGACAUUGUGGUCAUCUUGGGGGGAUGCUGAUAGUUAUGCUUUCUCUUAGAUUUAUUUUUUGUUGCUUCUAAGAAUUUUCUAUUCAUGUUCGUCAGGUUCAUUUUUACUUGGUGUAGUUAAGAUUACAUGUAACAAUACUGGCAGUGCUAGUUAAUUCUUGGCUACGUGAUGUUUGGUGCCAGAAGAU
Messenger RNA from Lolium rigidum, 2057 nucleotides. RefSeq names its product signal recognition particle receptor subunit alpha homolog. The record is from RefSeq and is a predicted model, not a curated record. The transcript has a single exon. Lineage: Eukaryota; Viridiplantae; Streptophyta; Magnoliopsida; Poales; Poaceae. Gene Ontology annotation, cellular component: signal recognition particle receptor complex; endoplasmic reticulum membrane. Gene Ontology annotation, biological process: SRP-dependent cotranslational protein targeting to membrane. Bases 1 to 1812 code for a protein of 603 amino acids. Gene Ontology annotation, molecular function: GTPase activity; ATP hydrolysis activity; GTP binding.